Messenger RNA from Bursaphelenchus xylophilus (pine wood nematode), 2333 nucleotides. The record is from the annotation of a GenBank genome assembly. Lineage: Eukaryota; Metazoa; Nematoda; Chromadorea; Rhabditida; Aphelenchoididae.
AUGGACUAUGUUGAUGAGUAUCCCAGUGAAUUGGUCCUUGUUCCAGCUUAUGCAACAAUGGAGACGGACUGGCGAUCGAUCUACAUCCUGGCCUCGACGGGGUUCUUGAUGACCUUCCGGGUGUCGGCCAUGGGCUCGGCUUUGUGGCCAUACAUGAAGCUGGUAAGUAGGUGAUGGAAAGGUUAUGAUUUUGGCAUAAAUUUAACAGAUUUUAUGUGGCAAAACACCAAGGAGUUUUGAUGUGAAGUCAUUCUGAGCUCAUGGCAAUGAAAAAGCAAAGUUAUGAGAAAGUAAACACGGUAUAGCAAAAAAUACUUGACCGUAAAAUUAACCGUAAUUUUUGGCUUGAAUUUUGUUAUAAAUAUUGGCCUCGCUUGCAAAGGAAAAGCUAAAAUUUUCAGGAAUUUAAAAUUGGCAUAGAUUAAUCGCGCUUUCGACAUUUAAAAAAAAUUUGGGCCCGACUUUAUCUAUAAUAAUUUUCAGUUUCUGCAACAGGCAAUUUGCAGGCAAUUUUUAAUGUGAAAUUAAAAUUCCAAGUCUAUCUUGCAGCUGCUCAAGUCCUCUUUUCAGAUAAACCCAUCAAUGGAAGAGUCGUUCCUCGGGGCCAUGAGUUCGCUUGAAAAUUUCUUCAACCUCUCGGUCUCAUUUCUUGCCGGAGUGUUGUGCAAUAAACUGAAUGACACAAAGUGAGUCAAUCCUAAGUUUAUAUAACUUUUCUCUUCCAGAAUCUGCACCGUUUUAGGUGUUAUUUUCUACAUAUGCAGUGUGAUUUCCUAUCUUUCCGUGGAACUGGUCCCGCAAUUUGAUAAACCCCUGUUCAUGACAAUGAACAUCUGUUUUGGUCUUGCUGUUGGUGGGUUCUUUUUCGACUGUCUUUGUGCUGUAAGAUUCAUAGCUUCUACUCAACGUUUUUUAGGGCUAACCAGCGUGUCACGCACACACAUAGCCAUGGCAUCCACUGAGCACGACCGGCCGAAAGCGAUGAGUAUUUAUUCGUUGGCCUGUUCGACUGGAAUGGGAGUUGGGCCGAGUAAGCUUUACUAUCAUAUAUGAUAUGAGGCGAUAGUUUGUCCUAUCAUCCUAUUAUUAGGCGAUAUUAGGCGACCUUUUCUUUUAUUUCUUAUAUUAUUUAACUCCAUUUCAGUUCUCACCAUCCUCGCCGCCCUCGUUGCAUAUCCCGGCCUGGAAUACAUCUCCGGUUUGCACUUGAACGUGUUCACAAUUCCCCCGGCAAUUUUUCUGGUCAUCACAAUGAUCUCGUUGGUCUUCCUUGUCUGUUGCUACAAUGGAAGAUUGCAUUUACACCCGCAUCAUCACAAUCUGGUGGAGCCAACACUCCCGAGGAACAGAAGUCGCUUCUCCCUCAACUUUGAGACCUCGUACGACAAAUUCGCGGUCUUCCUUUGUUGUCUAACACGGAUGGUGCAAUCGAGUAGUCUGUUGUUUCUGAUCAACGUGGGAGGACCGUAUAUGAUGACAGCGUUUGGUUGGGACAGUCAGCAGCUGGUCGUCGCCAAUGCCUUUCUUUUUACGAUGAUUGGCGUUGUUGGGCUUUUAAUUGGGUAAGCGUACUGACUGAGUAUACGAAGGCAUCAAAAAUACACUGUGAAAAACAUGAUCGUUUUUUAAAUAUAUACAUAUAUCACUUAUCUUUGUGGAGGUUUCUAAGCGCACCUCUAUUUCAGCGCUCUCUACAUGACACACAUUGCUCAACGUUAUCUCUCCGACCGGCGCGCCAUUGUGCUCGCCAUGGGAUUGGUGUUAUUGUACUAUGUGAUCACUUAUCCUUAUCCCUUCUACUCCUCCACCAUCCCUUAUGAAGUUUACGAGAACAAUACAUUAGUUAAAGGCGGAUGUUCACAGCGAUUCGAAUGGUGCGCCACCACUCCGGCCGUCAACGGAUGGCUUUAUUUCAUCACCAUGGUGCUCUGCAUGAGCAUCGGGAUCCCGUUGAUGAUGCUAAAUCUUGACAUUUUGUACUCCAAGGUUCUCGGCAAUAUCAAACAAGGCACCAUGCAAGGAGUGUUUCUGGUCUGCGGAGAGUUUGUUAAUAUUGUUGGGCCCAUAAUAUUAACGUAAGUGCUGUCGAAAAAUCAUAAUAUUUUUUUUGUAACAGAAAAAAGUAUGGAAAUAAUAAAGAGAUUUUCAGCGCAGUUUACGAAGCCACUGGGCCAAUUUACCUAUGGCAAUUUAAUAUUGUCACUGUUGGCGCAAUCUUGGCAGUCUGGGUCAAGUAUUACCCUCGAAUGAUCUCAGCGACACGACGAAUCGAAGAAAAGUCUCGUUCGGCGCCAAACUUAGAAGAAAGCUCAAGUAGCAUGGAAAAAAUGUAA